Molecule: messenger RNA, 375 nt
Organism: Prunus armeniaca (apricot)
Lineage: Eukaryota; Viridiplantae; Streptophyta; Magnoliopsida; Rosales; Rosaceae
Source: the annotation of a GenBank genome assembly
AUGAGGAGAAACUGCAACCUGGAGCUUCAGCUCCUACAUCCUUCUUAUGAAACCCAUCAAAAACAGCAAGAGCAAGAACAACACGAAGAACAGCAGCAAAAGCAGCAGCAGAUGAUGACUAUUUUUUAUAACGGAGCGAUGUGCGUUCGUGAUGUUACAGAGCUUCAGGCUAGAAGCAUCCUUUUUCUUGCAAACAGGGAAAUGGAGGAAAGGGUAAAGAGUCCAUUUACUCCAAGUGGAUCAGAACUAUCUUCACCAACUGUGAUGUCUCCACUGUGUAGCCCUGUUGCUGGCUUGUCUAUGAAGAGAUCACUCCAGAGGUUUUUGCAGAAGAGGAAGCAUAGGGUUCAAGCAACAUCUCCAUACCAUCACUAG